AUGAAGAGCACUCCGCUUAUCAUCAAUUGGCAUGACCAAAAUGCCCCCAUCUACUCCGCCCAUUUCGAGUCUCACGGCAAGGGCAGGCUGGCUACUGCAGGCGGAGACAACAAUGUUCGCCUUUGGAAGGUCGAAGGCGAAGGUGAGGACAGAAAGGUUGAGUACCUGUCCACUCUUGCAAAGCAUACUCAAGCUGUGAACGUCGUCCGGUGGGCGCCAAAGGGCGAACUCCUUGCCUCCGCCGGAGAUGAUGGCAACGUCAUCCUCUGGGUUCCGUCCGAAAACCACCACCCGACCUUUGGUACCGAUGGCCUCGAGGACAAGGAGACAUGGCGAGCAAAGCACAUGUGCCGCUCGUCCGGCGCAGAGAUCUACGACCUCGCAUGGUCACCAGACGGGUCAUAUUUCAUCAUCGGCAGUAUGGACAAUAUUGCUCGUAUAUACAAUGCCGGAACAGGUACUCUGGUACGCCAAAUAGCUGAGCACAGUCACUAUGUGCAAGGCGUAGCUUGGGAUCCCUUGAAUGAGUAUAUCGCGACCCAAUCUUCCGAUCGAUCAGUCCAUAUCUACUCUCUCAAGACCAAGGAUGGGCAGUACACCCUGACAAGUCACGACGAUAAGCCGCCCAAGAUUGCCAGCCACACCAAGACUGACUUGCCUCCUCGGCGGAUAUCAUCCAACAGUCCUGCUCCACCCGAAAUUGGCUAUAGGGCCCAGCUGGCGGCGAUAGAUGCCUAUGCAUGUGAUCAGUCACAGCCGCAAAUCGUCAUUUUCAGACAGAGCAUCGAGACGCUCUGUGUCUCCUGCACCAUCAAUGCCUCUGCCGGCAGUGAUGCCCAUGGAAGCUUCUCCUAA
This is a messenger RNA of Phaeoacremonium minimum UCRPA7, 855 nucleotides long. Its product is annotated as putative chromatin assembly factor 1 subunit b protein. The transcript has 5 exons. The record is from RefSeq and is a predicted model, not a curated record. Gene Ontology annotation, biological process: nucleosome assembly; DNA replication-dependent chromatin assembly. Gene Ontology annotation, cellular component: CAF-1 complex; nucleus. Gene Ontology annotation, molecular function: protein binding. Bases 1 to 855 code for a protein of 284 amino acids. NCBI's taxonomy places the organism in Eukaryota, Fungi, Ascomycota, Sordariomycetes, Togniniales, Togniniaceae.